UGCGUCGGCAACGACGGCGGCGGAGGUAUUGACGCCGAUGACGACAUCUUGGGCCCCCCGCGGCCCUGGCAGGAUGGACGGGCUGGCGCCAGAGCUGGCCUACCCGUCCGCCGAGGAGCUCGCCGAGGCGAUCCGCUCGCGCAUUCCCGGCCCGGACGUCCUCGCCGUCACCCCGGACAAUAUCCUGAGCUAUUGCUGCGGCAAUUGGGCGCUGGUAGAGAAGGACAUCGUCGCGGUGCUGCCGCAGGCGCUGGCGAGGCCCUCGGGGAGGGCGUCCGCUGAGGUGCAGCUCGCCGAGGUGCAGCCCGCCGCUGCUUCGACCGCGCCGACACCGGGGCUGCCGCGGACAGUCCUGGACUUGCUGGGCACGCUGGCGGUGCGAGAGGCGUUCCGCGUUAGGGAGGAGCUCGUGAACUACAAGAAGGUGCUGCUCCACGUGCACCAGCGAGGGCUCGACGUGGAGCGCCGGCUCGCGCAGCUGGCCAGCUUCUUUCACGAGGAGCGUGAGCGCUGCGACGGUGGCUUCUCCAGGCCCUCCGAGCGGCGCGCCAAGAUCACAGACGCCCGGAUGGAGUGCAAAGGCAGGUGCGAGGCCACCUACGACGCCCGCCUGCUCGGCAAGGCGCUCUGCGGCCUGCCGCGCCACCCGUCCAGUGCUGCAGGAGCUGCCCGGCUCGCUGCGCUGCUGGCGGCUCGCAGAGGCUGCGCUGCGGCACGACGCGGAGUGCUCGGCCGAGCUCGCGCCGCUGGCCCUGGCCGGAGACGCACCGAGAGGACGCAGCGGCUCCUCGACGCGCUCCUGGCAUCAGGCGGCCGACGAGGCCCUGGCGGCGCAGCCGUGGCCGCCGCAUGUGCGCGAGUUCGUGCGCAUGGUGCUGCUGUGCCGCGGCGCGGACAAGGCCUGGCGCGUGAGGGACGAGCUGCGGACGGCGCAGCGGGGACUGGAGGCCCGGUCCCGAAGCUCCCGAUCCGCCUGGCCUCAGGGCCCAAUCUCUGAGGCUGGAGUUGAGACACGACCACCGCCUGGAGGACCCAUCUUCGGGGGCCUCUAGAGGCGGUGGGCAGCCAUGGACAUGCUCGGCCCCCAGGGGGCCAGAAUAGAUCCGCAUCCACCGCCCGCUGGGGCACCA
Prorocentrum cordatum is the source of this 1130-nucleotide messenger RNA. The record is from the annotation of a GenBank genome assembly. NCBI's taxonomy places the organism in Eukaryota, Dinophyceae, Prorocentrales, Prorocentraceae.